Molecule: messenger RNA, 1071 nt
Organism: Chaetura pelagica (chimney swift)
Lineage: Eukaryota; Metazoa; Chordata; Aves; Apodiformes; Apodidae
Gene: EEF1D
Product: eukaryotic translation elongation factor 1 delta (guanine nucleotide exchange protein)
Exons: 8
Coding region: 88-1065 (325 amino acids)
Biological process (GO): translational elongation
Cellular component (GO): cytosol; eukaryotic translation elongation factor 1 complex
Molecular function (GO): guanyl-nucleotide exchange factor activity; translation elongation factor activity
Source: RefSeq, a predicted model, not a curated record
CUACAUGAGGACAGUGAGACUGUGUGGCUUAACAAGCCGACGUACGACAGCGCCGAGUCACGAUUCUAUGCAGCUGAGGCCCUGGGCAUGGCAAGACCAGGAGAGAGGACAGGGGUGGAGGAAUCUGCUGUAGUAAAUCCCUCCCAACCAGCUCCUUCUGCUUCCAGCGUCCUGGUGCCAGAAAAGAAAAAAAUGGCAGUGGACUACUUGGUGCAUGAGAAGGUCUGGUUUGAGAAGUACAAGUACGACGACGCGGAGAGAAGAUACUAUGAGCAGAUGAAUGGGCCAGUUGGCAGCUCACCACGCCAGCAGAACGGAGCCAGCACGAUCCUACGCGACAUUGCCAGAGCCAGGGAGAAUAUCCAGAAAUCGCUGGCCGGAAGUGCAAACACCACCUCUCCUGGGCCUGCUGGUGACCAAAAUGAGCUCCUUGCCAGAAUUUCUCACCUGGAGGUAGAAAAUCAAAACCUCCGCAGUGUUGUCUCAGACCUUCAGAUGUCCAUCUUCAGGUUGGAAAGCCGCCUGAAUGCUCUGGAGAAGUCAUCUACCUCUCACCAGCCCUCACCAGUUCCUCCAACCCAGAAAGUGGAACCUUUCAGUGUUCCCUCUAAAAAGGUGGAGCUCCCAUCAGCUUCACCAGCAAAGAAAGCUGAACCAGCUGCUGCAGAGGAAGAUGAUGAUGAUGACAUUGACCUUUUUGGGAGUGAUGAUGAAGAGGAAGACCAAGAGGCUGCCAAAGUCCGGGAGGAAAGGCUGCGCCAGUAUGCGGAGAAGAAGGCCAAGAAACCUGGUCUGAUUGCCAAGUCUUCCAUCCUGCUGGAUGUGAAGCCAUGGGAUGAUGAGACUGACAUGGCCAAGAUGGAGGAAUGUGUCCGGUCCAUCCACAUGGAUGGGCUGGUGUGGGGAGCCUCCAAACUGGUCCCAGUGGGCUAUGGCAUCAAGAAGCUCCAAAUCCAGUGCGUGGUGGAGGAUGAGAAAGUGGGGACAGACAUCCUGGAGGAGGAGAUCACCAAGUUUGAAGACUAUGUGCAGAGCGUGGACAUUGCUGCCUUCAACAAGAUCUAGAGGCAA